CAAUGCCUUGUGGGAAAUGUAGUGUUUGGCGCGUAUAAUCCAACAUGGAAGCCUCUACAGCGAGCACGUAUAGGUCGGACUCCGAAGAGGACAGCGGCUCGGAUAAUGAUGUUCACACUUCACAACUCGGAACCAAAGAAUACUGGGAAGAUGCUUACCGAAGGGAACUGGAAACAUUCCAAGACAUCGGCGACGUUGGUGAGAUAUGGUUUGGCGAGGAAAGCAUGAGCCGUGUGCUAAAAUGGAUGGACAAAGCUAAUAUUCCAGAAGAUGCUGCCAUUCUUGACAUUGGCACAGGAAAUGGAGCCUUUUUAGUUGAACUGGCUAAACAUGGAUUCAGGAACUUGACGGGUAUCGACUACUCCGCAGCCUCUGUGCAAUUGGCGAAAAGUGUUCUCCAAGCAGAGGACUUGACUCAUGUCAGUAUUAAGGAGGUGGACUUCUGUGGAGGGGAGCUGGAGGGUUUCGACGUGUGCAUCGACAAAGGAACAUUCGACGCCAUAAGCCUGAACCCUGACCGCAGCCGCCAGGUGACACACCUUUACCUGCAAGCUUUGAAAGGAGCUGUGAAGGACGGGGGAGUCUUCUCCAUCACUUCCUGUAACUGGACUAAACAACAGCUGCUGGAGACAUUCAGCCAAGGAUUUGAAUUCGUACAAGAGUUACCCACACCCACUUUCCAGUUUGGAGGCAAGAAGGGCAACAGUGUGACUGCAUUGGUCUUCAAGCGUGUACGUUGAUAUUUUGAAAUAAAUUAAUCUUUUUUUG
Nerophis lumbriciformis (worm pipefish) is the source of this 768-nucleotide messenger RNA. It is a transcript of the gene eef1akmt2, whose product is annotated as EEF1A lysine methyltransferase 2. Gene Ontology annotation, molecular function: protein-lysine N-methyltransferase activity. Lineage: Eukaryota; Metazoa; Chordata; Actinopteri; Syngnathiformes; Syngnathidae. The record is from RefSeq and is a predicted model, not a curated record. Gene Ontology annotation, cellular component: cytoplasm.